Messenger RNA from Lachancea fermentati, 1341 nucleotides. The record is from the annotation of a GenBank genome assembly. Lineage: Eukaryota; Fungi; Ascomycota; Saccharomycetes; Saccharomycetales; Saccharomycetaceae.
AUGAGCGACGAGGCCCAGGUUAAGCUAAGGUUUUUCACACGUGAGGAGGAUGAGUCUUUGAAGGUUGAUGACACGACGCUUUACGCGCCAGUGUCCCUGAAGAGAUAUGGGUUAUCGGAGAUUGUCAACCACCUACUGGGAUUAGAAAAGACAGUUCCGUUUGAUUUUCUGAUUGAUGGUGAAUUGCUCCGCACAUCCCUCGACGACUACUUGGUAAAGAAGGGACUUUCUUCGGAAACCUGCUUGAAUGUCGAGUAUACGCGCGCCGUACUCCCACCGUCAUACUUGAGCAGCUUUAAUAACGACGAUUGGGUAAGUGCCCUGGAUGUGGGUGGAUCCAAGAUCAUUAGCGGGUCGUACGAUGGUGUAGUGCGCACUUGGAACCUAUCUGGUAAGAUCGAAAAGCAAUACAGUGGACACUCCGGUCCAGUCCGUGCUGUAAAAUUCAUUUCCAACACAAGAUUAGUUUCUGGUGCCAACGAUCGCACGUUACGUCUCUGGAAGACCAAGAACGACGACUUGAAAAAUAAUCUGGAUGCUGAAGAGGACGAUGUCGAAGAUGGUAAGACUUUAGCCAUCUUAGACGGCCAUAAAGCUCCCGUGGUUGCUUUGGAUGUUAGCAGUGAUAGAAUUUUAUCCGGUUCUUCCGACAAAACUAUAGGGUUCUGGUCCACAAACUACAAGGAAAUGAUGACAGUGGAUCCAAUGGAAAGUUUGAGUUCGAAUGUUUCAAGUGCUGCCAAGAAGAGAAGAAAGCUAACCUUAAAGGAUGGCUCCAUCAGAAGACGUGCUCCUCUAGCACUAAUGGAAUCCCACAGUGCCCCCGUGGAAGCUGUUAUAUUUGAUUCUCGUGAUUCCACGGUAGGAUAUUCGGUUUCUCAAGAUCAUACCAUCAAAACUUGGGAUUUGGUCACGUCUCGCUGCAUUGAUACCAAAACCACUUCGUACUCUUUGCUAUCCUUGACUCAGAUGACAAAACUUAAUCUUUUGGCCUGCGGCUCCAGUGCUAGACACAUCACCCUGCAUGAUCCACGUAUUGGCUCAUCAGCUAAAAUUACACAGCAACAAUUGAUCGGACACAAGAAUUUCGUCGUUUCCCUUGAUACAUGUCCUGAAAAUGAAUAUAUGCUAUGUUCGGGGUCUCAUGAUGGUACAGUUAAAAUAUGGGAUGUCAGAUCCAACACUGCUAUGUAUACAAUCACCAGAGAAGAUGAAAGUGUCGUUAAAGGUGUAAACGACAAAGUGUUUGCCGUUAGGUGGGCCAAGGGCGUCGGCAUCCUAAGUGGUGGUCAAGACAAGAAAAUUCAAAUCAAUAAAGGUGACGACAUCUUCAAGAAAUAG